Messenger RNA from Papaver somniferum (opium poppy), 923 nucleotides. Its product is annotated as chitinase 1-like. The record is from RefSeq and is a predicted model, not a curated record. NCBI's taxonomy places the organism in Eukaryota, Viridiplantae, Streptophyta, Magnoliopsida, Ranunculales, Papaveraceae. The transcript is spliced from 2 exons. The annotation marks the transcript as partial.
AACUCUGUCUCCUUGCUUGUUCUUCAGGCUUUUCUUAAUCCUUUGUUUUCGGCACAAGCAGCACCGAAUGAAGUUUUCAGAGAGUAUAUUGGAGCAGAGUUUAAUAAUGUCAAGUUCACAGAUGUACCAGUUAACCCUAAUGUUGAAUUCCAUUUCAUCCUUUCUUUUGCCAUUGACUACACCACUUCAUCUUCUGCUUCCCCUACCAAUGGGAACUUUAAUGUUUUCUGGGACUCUGACAAUCUCAGUCCCUCUCAAGUCUCUUCCAUCAAGAAGAAACAUUCAAAUGUCAAAGUAGCAGUGAGUUUAGGAGGGGAUAGUGUCGGUGACAGUUCUGCACUUUUCAACCCUUCCUCAGUUGAAUCAUGGGUUCAAAAUGCUGUUUCUUCACUCACUGAGUGUAUUGGACAGCUUUUGACUACCCUAAAAGGAAACGGGAUCAUCUCUUUUGCUUCCAUAGCUCCUUUUGAUGAUGAUCAAGUUCAGAGCCAUUAUCAAGCUCUGUGGAGUAAAUAUGGUCAUCUAAUAGACUAUGUGAACUUCCAAUUCUAUGCUUAUGAUCAAGGAACAAGCGUGUCUCAGUUUUUGGACUACUUCCAAACUCAAACCUCAAACUACAAUGGGGGUAAGAUCUUACCUAGCUUCGGCACCGACAGUUCAGGUGGUUUAUCUCCAGAAAAUGGCUUUUUUACUGCUUGCAGUAAGCUCAGAAGUCGAGGAAAACUUCACGGUAUCUUCAUUUGGUCUGCAGAUGACUCAAAAAAGAACGGGUUUCGUUAUGAAAAAUGAUCACAGGCAAUGUUAGCUAGUGCACGCUAAGUUUGUUCAUGUUUAGAGUUUCUUAUCUUCUAUUUAGUAUAUCUAAUAUUGUAUUGUGCUUUAUGUGGCUAUGUGAUAUAUAUGAUACUGUACUUACUUGUGAA